Zophobas morio is the source of this 363-nucleotide messenger RNA. RefSeq lists its product as uncharacterized. The transcript has 2 exons. The coding region runs from base 1 to 363 and encodes 120 amino acids. The record is from RefSeq and is a predicted model, not a curated record. Lineage: Eukaryota; Metazoa; Arthropoda; Insecta; Coleoptera; Tenebrionidae.
AUGAAGAAAUGGAGGAACAAAGAAAAGAAGAAAAUAAAGAACGAAAGAGCGAGGAAACAAAGGAGCGAACAAAGGAAGGCAGGGAACAAUGGAAAAGAGACGAAGAAGGAACGGAGGAAAGAAGAAAAGAAGGAACGAAGGAACGGAAGAACGGAGAAACGGGGGAACGACGUAACGAAGGACAUAUGGACAAUAAAUCAAAGAUUGAAGGGACGAAAGAACGAAGGAACGAUGGGAAGAAGAAAUGAAGGAACAAAGAAAAGAAGUAAAGAAGUAACGAAAGUACGGGCAAUAGAAGAUGCGAACGAAGGAUGGAAGAAAAAAAUGAAGAAGGGGCGAAGUGACGAAGGCACGAAAGAUUAA